UACGUGCUAAUAUAAAUUAAUUUUUGCUUUCUUGAUUAUUUUUAGAACUUUCUGGCUUAAUUGUGCUGGAAUGGCAGAAGAAACUCCAUUGCAGAAAGCACGAAGGUGUGCAAGGGAGGCAAGACAGAAGUGUACGGAGGCAAAGAGACUGUAUGAAGAUGCUAUACAAUGCCUUCUGGAUUCAAAGAAAUAUGAAGCUCAAGGGGCGAGACCAAAGGAGGGCAACAGGACUCAGAGGAAUAAGCGUUUGGAUGGAGCGGCGAAACUGAAGGCUGGAGAAAGUUGUUCAAAGAAUAAUUACGAAAAGAAGUUACAGACCGAGCUGGAAAAAGCCAUAAUGGUAGAGAAGCCUUGUGUGAAGGGGUCAGAUGUGGCUGGGGUGGAAGGAGCUAAGAAAGUUUCGAAGCAGAGUGUCAUUUUCCCCAUAAAGUUUCCACACGUGUUCCCUGGAAAACGAAAACCUUCGAAAGGAAUAUUAGGUUUUGGGGAGAUGGAGUCAAACCAAAGUCACAGCUGUUCUCAAGAUGGCGACAGGUGCACAUGCACCAAAGCAUUGGUCCGUCUGAAUAAACUGAGAGAGAGCAACCUCUUUUCUGACGCGGUGUUGAGGUCGGAGGACGGCGGCGUCUUCCCAGUCCACAGAGUGAUUCUGAGCGAAGAACUGCUGGAAUUGCCUGUAGAGGAGCUGCAAGCGAUAAUCGAGGCCGAGGAACUGAACGUGAAGGACGAGAGCGUUGUGUGGGAGUGCAUUCUCCGGUGGAUCAACCACGACCCGGACAACAGGAAAGGUCAAAUCGCGGGUCUUUUGAUGGGCGUCAGACUGGGACGACUUGACGAAAAGUAUUUCGUUGAGAAG
Zootermopsis nevadensis is the source of this 856-nucleotide messenger RNA. Lineage: Eukaryota; Metazoa; Arthropoda; Insecta; Blattodea; Termopsidae. The record is from RefSeq and is a predicted model, not a curated record.